GAUUGAGAAUCAUGAUAGAACGGUGAUACGUACACACAUAUACAAAAUGGAUAUAUCACAGAAUACAGAAAAGCUUCAAACAACUUCAUUAUCGUAUGCUUCUAAUCAACAUAAAGCUCGACGUUUAAAAGUACUUCAAGAGCUUGAAGAUCGUAAACUUCAAUUAAAUCAUAAUCGUUUAAUUAAAGCACAAAAUAGAGUUUGUAGACAACUUGAUUUUCAACGUUCACAAUUUACUAGAAGAUUUUCAGAAUCUAGUUUUACACCAUCUUUAAUUGAGGAAUUAUCACCAAAAUUAUCAGCUAAUGAAAGUAUAAUUUCAGAUAUUAGGCGAACAAAACAAAUGAAACAGAAUUCAAUGGAUUUAGAAAUUCAUAAUUCUCGUCGUCGAUUACGUUCUCAUGAAGAUAUAGAAGAGAAUUUAGACUAUCCAUUUUGGUUAAGAUUACGUUCAUUAGGUGUACCAUCUGAUGAAGAUACAUUACUUGCUGCAUUAACCUGUAAAAAUAUGAAUAUUGAUGAAAAAUCAAAGCCUGAUUGUGAUGAUGUAUUUGGGUCUACUUCAAAAUUGUUAAAUACUAAUCAAACUUCAACAGAAAUACAAAUGAAUCCUAAGAAACAACGUUCUUCUAGUGUCACAGAAGCAGAUGAAACAUUUGAACAUUUACUGAAUUCAAGACGAAUAAAACGUUCUAUAAGUUUAGAAGAUAAAAAACCAGACUGGUUAUUAGCAUUAUAUCAAAUGAAACAAGAAAAAUUAUCUCAUCUUAAUUCAAGUAGUAAAGAAGAGAUAGCUGCACUUGUUAGUGGUAAUAAAUUCUAUAAUUCAAAACGAUCUCAUCUACUCAAUGUAAAAUAUCAACCACGUAAUUAUCGUUUAAUUAGAUCACAUCGACAUACUGUUGUCGGUAUGACAAAUGAAUUGAUAUAAUUAAUGAUAAAUAUUAUAUUGAAAACUGUAUACUACUUAAAUUAGACUAAAUGGAUUAUUUGAUGGGUUUACUGUAGUGAGUUUCUUCGUGUAUUUUAACCAAUCUGUCACACUCUCUCUCUCUCUUUCACUGUCUAAAAAUUUGAUGUAAUGGUAAAUAUAUUUGUUGUUUAACAUGUAA
Molecule: messenger RNA, 1112 nt
Organism: Heterobilharzia americana
Lineage: Eukaryota; Metazoa; Platyhelminthes; Trematoda; Strigeidida; Schistosomatidae
Source: the annotation of a GenBank genome assembly